This is a messenger RNA of Xenia sp. Carnegie-2017, 2600 nucleotides long. RefSeq names its product zinc finger protein 184-like. NCBI's taxonomy places the organism in Eukaryota, Metazoa, Cnidaria, Anthozoa, Malacalcyonacea, Xeniidae. The record is from RefSeq and is a predicted model, not a curated record. The transcript has a single exon. Bases 364 to 2199 code for a protein of 611 amino acids.
UCAAGACAGUAGCAAAUGCGAACGAACAACAUAAGUGUAUUGUGAUCGGGCGGUUCACUUGCAAGUUGUGCCGCACAAAUAAUCGUUUAAAAACUUAAAUUGAAAAGAUGCGGAAGCGUUUGACAGCGUUUUUACAGCCUAAACUCCACAGACAUUGAAGAUUAAAGUCGUAAAUCAAGUCAAAUGAGGCAGGGUCUAUAGUUAUGCAAAGAAUCUGCAUAAUUAUUCGCACCAUUUGCUUGACAACAUUUGCCUAGUGUGUGGACACUGUGUAUUGUAAGUUAUUGGCAUUCGAUCCUCAACGACGGCUUUUUUAACGUGAAAUAAGGAAGAAAGAGAGAGCUGAACUUUCUGAAAUUCAUUAUGCAGGAAGAAAACGUGCCUAAGGCAGAUAGGUCAAUGUCAACGAAAGAGGAUACAAAUGUGAAAAGCAAAUCAGCGAAAAUAAGUCGCAAAUCGACCAACGCAAACAGCCACGAAUGUCACAUAUGCCGCAAAAGCAAUAUGACUUUGUCGGGUUUGAAAAUUCAUUUACUCACGCACAGUGGAGAAAAGCCAUAUCAUUGUACUGUGUGCGAUAAACGCUUUACCUGCUCAUCUAAUUUGAAAAAGCAUCAAAGAAUUCACACAAAAGACUACAUUUACACUUGUAAUGUCUGCGGAAAAACAUGUAGUGAUCCGAGUAACAUGAAAAAACACAUGACAGUGCAUUCGGGCGAGAAGGCUUAUGUUUGCCCAUCUUGCGGUAAAAGCUACAGUUAUGCACAAAGUUUGCGACAACACAUGGAUGAUAUGCAUGUAGCAAAUGGAGAGAAACGUUUGGUAAAAAACAAACGUAAAGGCCACUUUCCCUGUCCGGAAUGUGGCAAAGUUUUUGGUUACUACUGGCGGUGUUCACUUCACCAAGCUCGUGUUCACGCGACGGAUCGACCUUACAAAUGUCCAGAAUGCGGCAAAUGUUUUGCGAGAGAAAAUAUUCUGGCGAAGCAUAUGCAAACACACGAGAAACGAUAUGCUUGUAGCGAUUGUGAUCGUCGUUUUAGUUUUCGCGACCAGCUGAAAAAGCACAAACGAACACAUAAUGGGGAAAAACCAUAUCAAUGCGAGAUAUGUCUAAAGUCGUUUAGUCAACGAGGAACUCUCACUGAACAUAAACGAACUCACACUGGAAUUAAACCGUACGCCUGUGCAAUUUGUGGCGUAAAAUUUGCUUCCAGUAGUAGUCUACGGCGUCAUGAACGAAGGGUCAAGUCGUGUUUACCACCACCGGAAGGGGAAGAAAUUCCGGUGGUACCCAUGUACCCUCGUAAGAUGAUACACGUGCCGACAACACGUUCUGAAAUACCCAGCGCCCAAACGCAGUCAGUGACUGAAGUUGACGCUGAAAUAAAUACGGUGGUAAUAAAUGAAACGGGCAACUUGUCAUCCGAGAAUACGUAUUUAUUCAAGAACGAAAAUGAGAGACAGAAACGGUUAGUAACACAAAGGGAUGAUAUAAGAAAGGAGAUAAACACAAGCAUUUAUUCAUGUGACAUGGAAAAAUUGCACAGAAAUCCACAUUUAACAUCUGCCUACCAACACAAUCCAUCAUCAGGUUUGGAUAAUCAAAAUGUUCAUAUGAAUGAUACUCAAAGUGGUAAAUCGUAUGGCGAGGAAAAGCAGCCAUCUCUGUUGGUUAGAUGUGACGAGGAAGGUAGAAUUUCAGUUCUUCCUUUAAUUAGUGUUAAACAUACAACCAACGUCAAUGAUGGCAGUCUUGAGUUUUUUGGAAUAUCGUUAAGUACGAGUGACAAGCCUUCGCAACAGUUCCAGAGACGCAAUAGUUUGGAAUGGAAGACCACAAACGAUUCAAACAACAAUUAUAUUGCAAGCACAGAUCAAAAACAAAUGAAAAACCAUACAAUAACGACAAGUCAAUUGCCCUCGAAAUAUCAUAUACCAACAAACAGUCAUCCAAAGCAGGUCAUAGACAACAAAAAGCAGUCAGCAAGAGAACAAAAUGUCACCGCUCAUUUAUAUACCCCAAUUGAAUAUAACCGUGAGUUUAAAAGAGCAGAAUUAACCACUGAUAACGCCCAUCAUAUGCAAUUUUCAUCUAUACAGUAUAAAACAUUUACCUUUCAAGAAAGAGGCAAUCAAAUUGUGAAUGAAGAUAUUAAGCCAAUCGUUGGCGUUCAUGUUCCUGCCUUCAACGAGUAAUCAAGAUGAAAAUGUACUUAAAACAAUUCUCGUUUCACCAAAAACCCCCACAAAAACGUAACGUUAUCGGUAAAACAAAAGUUAGUAUUUUGGUGUAAAUAUCAAUAUUAAAAGAUUGGUUUCUUUUCAUGCCAAUUUUUUCAUCGUUGAGACGCUUAGUUGUUAUAGCAUGAACCGUUGUUUAAAAACUAUUGUACUUCACAGAUACAUUUCACGACUAUUUAGUUUAACAAAUAUUUAUAACAAAGCUCGUGCAAGGGGAAUAUUUUUCACGAUAAGCAAUCCUUAUUAACAAUGUCUUCAUAACACCAUUGCUGUAGUAACAAAUACCUUUUGCUUUUUAGUUCUUUACUGUAAUAAAUUGGAUGUGAAAUAUAUUAUGAGAGCUGAUUUUAGCGAAA